This is a messenger RNA of Drosophila teissieri, 3276 nucleotides long. RefSeq names its product centrosomal protein of 104 kDa. Lineage: Eukaryota; Metazoa; Arthropoda; Insecta; Diptera; Drosophilidae. The transcript has 9 exons. Gene Ontology annotation, cellular component: cilium. The record is from RefSeq and is a predicted model, not a curated record. The coding region runs from base 159 to 2975 and encodes 938 amino acids.
CACAGUUCGGAAACGGCCGCUUUAAGAAUAAGUGCUCGCUUUAUGUGCGGAGUAGCCAAUGAAAGUGGCAAAGUAGAGCGCUUUUGACGGCGCGACGUGAACAUGGCCAGAAAAAUACCUUUUAAUGUGGUAUUCGCCUCAGUUGCGACUGGAUUUGGAUGAGAUCUAAAGACGAGGAUGUUAACUUUCCGGCCAGCGAGCUAAAUAAUCACGGCCCCACAGUUCACGGAUGGCGAAGUGCUCCGAACGGCAGCCUCACCUCACAUGACAUCAUCCUCCGAUUCCAGCAUCCGGCCAAAAUCUAUCGCAUUCAGCUCCUGGCGCACCAGUAUCUUAUACCUGAGAAAGUGGAACUGUGGCUGCAUUACUCUCCUAAAUCCCUGCCCAGCACUCCAUCCUCGCAGUACUUCGACUUUCUGGGUUUUGUUGCCUUAGCGGAUAAUGCGAACACCAACUACAAGUCCCGGGAGCUGCAGAGCGUCACCGUGUGUCCACGUAGAGGCACUCAUCUCAAGCUGCGUCUGAUUGGCGUCCAAGGAAACGACUACAAUGACACAGGCCAGAUUUCCCUACUAGCGGUAAACGUCCUUGGCGAGGAUCUAGAAGCAGGGUCGAAUAAUGGCAACGGAGAGGAGCACUUGGCCAACGAGGCCCCGCCGUUGGACACGGCCACCGGAGAACUGGCGCUGGCCUCCAUAUGUGAUGACCUGCUCUUCUCCAUGUACGUGGAGGAGUCAAUAGUGCAGACCAUUCGAGAGUUGGAGCAGCGGAAGGUUUUGGCCGUAAACUCCGAAAGGUUCGAGUACGCUCGAAAACUAAAGCUAUGCAUGACAGCUUUAAGGACUGCCGGAGAACGUUUGGGACGCUAUGCCCUGGCCAAGAGGCAGGCUGUUCAGCAGGAAGACUUUAGCACGGCCAGGCUUCGCAAGGAGCAGGUCGAGAUGUACCGGGCGGCAGUACUUCGACAAUUGCAGGUGCACCAGCUUCUGGAAGCGCAGGGCGUUGCCUUAAGCUCCAAUGACCAAAGCUGUGAGAUCUAUGCGGGUGGGAAGCCCAGUCUGCCGUCGGCUCCCAGCCUGCAGGAUGUGGCACAGGCACUCGCCGAGGCCACAUUUAGUCCCAAGAGCAUGACGAGUCUCAGCUUAGAGGACAAGUCCUCGACGGAUGGCUCCCAGCCCGGUAACGAUAAUAUGGUGACAGCUCCUGGGCCUACUCCUACACCCGCUCCUGCGCCCUCCUCUUUGCAGGCCACUCCCACGCUGGGGAGCUGGCGCAAGUCCCACGACGAGCUGCCGCAGUCGCCACGUCUACCCUCCAGGCACAGCUCACCCAUGUCAAGUCGACAGGGAUCGCUGCGCAGGCGCAACAAAAGCGUGCCACGCAACUCCUAUGAAGAUUACGAGGAGCGGGCCAUUCCCACGCUGCGACAUUCAAAUACUAAUGAAUUUUUAAGGGAGUGCCAAGGAAACGCGCUGCUAGAGGCGGAUCCAAACCGGGGACGUUCGCGACUGAACGACCGCGAGCGUCGCCAGGCAGCGCUACCCAUCCUGGUCUUUGGGAAUGAGCUGGUGGAGCAGUUCUACUCGCGUCAGUUUCAGGACCGGGAAGAUGGCUUAAUGCGUCUGCGUAACUUCCUAAAGGAGCACGACCUGGUGGAGUCAUCGAGCAACGAGCACGCUGCCAGUCCCAACAAAGUGGCCCGCAGCGCUGCUCUGCUACUGCACCGCGCUGUAAGGGACGCCGUUUACUCGGUGUUUAGCCAGGCCACGGAGACGGUGCGCAUGCUGUUCCUAGAGUACGUGCCCGGUCGAGUUUCCCCCAACGAGGUUGCCCGCUGCGUUGAUCGCCUGCUGCCCGAAUUGUUGGCCAAGUCCGGGGAUCCAUCUGCUCGCCUGCACACUCUGGCCCAGCACACGAUCCUCAGCAUCGCCGCCUGUCCAGAGGUUGCGGAGCAGCACCUGGUUGCCCCGGCACUAUCACGAAGCGUUGGAUCCGGAACCCACCAGCGACUGGCAAUGAGUCGGCUGCAGAUGCUGGAACAGCUAGUGCACACUCAGGGCAUCAGCACGGACAAGCAUAGUGGUCUCACAUGCAGGGCAUUGUCUGAGUGUGGCUGCUCCGGCAUCCAUCAUCCCGCGGAGCCUGUGCGAAAGGUGGCCGAACGCAUCUUGCUGCUUGUCUACAAGGUGAAUCCCCGACUAGUGCGUAAGCAAUUGCCUCCGGAUGACGACAUCACGCGUCGCAACCUCUUGUACCGCCAACUCUUUACCGAAUUCGACAAGUUGGAUCUCGAUCGCAAGCAGGAGCUACUGGAUGCAAGCAAGUAUGGGGGAGGUCACAGCUCGGGUGAUGCGGCCACCCCGCCGACGGACAAGGCGUCCACCAGCUCAGAUGCCUCUCGUCUGAUGAAUAGUCGAAGUGGUCAUAGCCUGGGCCCAAUGGCCAGCUCCAGUAACGGAUAUGCAAGCUGCAAUGGAAAGCAGCAGUACAACGAGCAACUCAAGCGCUCAAUGCUAUCCGUCACCAACUCGCGCAAGGGAUCCGCUUCCAACUCGGAGUCCACAGAAGACAACACACCCAAAAUACGUUGCCCCUUUUGCGACUGGUCAUGUGCUGGCAGUGACGCUACUCAGUUGGACCGACACUACUGGAAGGCCUGUCCUUUCCUCACCAAGUGCCCGCAGUGCAGUCAAGUGCUGGAGGUAGCUGCUUUAAACUAUCACCUGACAACGGAAUGCGAUGCCAAGGAGAGCUACGUGGUUUGUGUCCGCUGCACUGAAUCGGUGCACAAACAGCUAUAUGAACUGCAUCAGAUGGAGGACUAUUGUCGGGAACUGAAAACGGGUGCUGCUCGAUGUCCCCUCUGUCAUGACGAUGUUCACCUACCCCAGGACGGCGGCUGGAAAUUGCAUCUCCUGAGCGCCGGCGGGUGUCCCGGAAAUAUACGCAAGAGGAAUCUCAAGAAGUCAAAUUAAAAACCGUACACUUUACCUAUCUGUAGGCCUAGCGAAUUAGCGAAUUUAUUGAAGCAACUAUUCUAGGCAGGAUACUUACUCAAGGAAGCUAUCUCAUUUCAGUAGCAGCAGCCGCAGUCAUUUCGUUAAGUUAACCAAUUCGUUUCUCACUCAGAGCAUUUAAGUUAGACACAUUUUGUUAAACCAGUAGUUAGAUCUACUUUGUGCAUUCUUUUGUAUUUUUUGUACGCAAUGUGAUUUGUUAAAUGAAACAUGAAUUUUUGAAUCGUCCUUACAAUAAAUAAAUCCCAUCCAAACAGUU